ACUCCAAAAAAAAUAAAUUUUAAUUCAUAGUUUUAAAGCAUUUUGCAUUUAACAGUAUGAAAAAUUAGGCCUUCAUAGGACAGGAAGCGCGCUCUGGUGUUUAUAGGAACUGUGGUAAAAAUUGCAAUCAAGAGUUUAUACGUAUGGGUGUUCAGAGUGACGACACCUUAUCAAUACACCUUGUAUUUCUAUUUUAUUCUGUGGUGUUCACGAAUUAAGAUUAAGAUAUAAGUAUAAUCUUAAUUCGUGGUGACUGGUGGCGUUUCAUACGUGAAGUAAUAGUUCAUGAUUUCAUUUUUUCGUAAAUUCUGUGGUAGGAUUAUAUUAUUCAGAUAAAUACUCAGGUGCAACAAUAACAAUUGUUAUAUCAUUAUACCAUGAUACUACAUGAGUACUAACCACGAUUAAAGAUAUAUCUUUAAUCGUGGUACUAACUUGUACUACUAUGUAGAGACAGCACUAAAUAAUAAUACCAAUUUUAAAAAAGGAGAAUGUUUUUGUAAAGUGAAAAUACAAAUUAUUUAGCAAAGGUGAGCAUUGAUUAUGUUGUAUGUGAUUUUGAAGUCAAAAGAUUUGAAUUUAUAGUAAGAAAAAUAAAACAAAUCAAAUUAUACCAAAGUCCAAAAUGGCUACAAGGUGGAGUAGUGACUAUAAUGCUAUUGAAAUUAGAGAUUUUGAUGCUCAUAGAAUGGCUAUAGACUAUACUGGUUCUAUAGUAUUGUUAGCUGGCCGUAAAAAAUAUGGUAUUGUUGAAAUUUAUAAAUCAUCAAAUAUUCUAUUUCCUAGAACUUGUAAAUAUGAAAUUAAAGCUCUUGAGUGGAAUCCGACAUAUCACAACCAACAUUUUUGUGCAUUGGCACAGAGCACCCAAUUGCAAUUACUUAGUUUGAAAAACAAUGUUAAUUUAGCUUCUUCGACAAGAUUAAAUACCCAUACACGAGCUAUAUUAGACAUAAAUUGGCAUGCCUCUGAUCCAAAUAUUCUGGCUUCGUCGUCUAUGGAUUCAUUUGUAAAUAUUUGGGACAUUAGAGACAACACUAGACCAGCUUUAUCUCUUUCAGCUAUUAUUCCAGCCUUACGAGUGAGGUGGAAUCAUUUAACUAAACACUUGAUAGCUACUGCUCAUGGUGGGGAAGUCAAAAUAUGGGAUCAGAGAAAAGCUGCAAAUCCAAUUCAUUAUAUUACAGCCCACCUCAGUAAUAUACAUUGUUUGGAUUGGAGUUAUACAAAUGAAAAUCAAUUAGUCACUUGUAGUCAAGAUUGUACUGUUAAGUUUUUCGAAAUAAAUAAUCUUAAAAAGGCAGAAAAUGUUUUAAAUACUGUCACACCCGUUUGGAGUGCUAAAUAUACACCUUUUGGCGAUGGUAUAUUAAUUGUUUUGGUUCCUCCAGAGAAAAGAGUGGACAAUAACCUAAUAUUGUGGAAUUUGAGUUCCAUUAAUUCACCUGUUCAUACAUUUGUUGGUCAUUCAGAUACAAUAUUAGAGUUUCAAUGGAUGAAAAAUAAUGAAGAUAAAACAUCUGAAUAUGAAUUUAUAACGUGGUCUAAAGAUCAGACCAUGAGAUUAUGGCACGUUGUGUCAUUUCUUCAGGAAAUGCCUAUGGAUUAUAUCGAAAAAUCAUCUGACGAUAAUUUGAAUAUUGAUCAAAACGCACCAACCUCCGACACAAGUAAUGUGUCCAAUGAUGCACUUAAUGACAUUGAUACUGUAAACUUUGAAAGUGAAGGUCGAGAUGGAAGUUUAUCUAUGUCUACUAGUGAUGAUUCUUAUAGUACCGAAGUUGGUGAGGAACCUAUUGUAAAUUUACACAAAGAGUUUCUUUCUUUGAAUGUUGGUUCAGAAAUCUUCAUUGAACAAAAAGAUCCAGAUCGACGUAUAUUAAUAGCUUUGGUAAAAGUCAAUAAUAAUUCAAUAACUAUACAUAUGACAUUUCCAUUGGAUUACCCUGUAAACGUCGAACCUCAGUUUCAAAUUACCAAAAGUACUUAUGAUGCAAGUAUGAAAAAUAAAAUUCAUAAAGUAUUGUAUGAUUCAGCUAUAAAACAAGUGUCUAAAAACUUGACUUGUGUGCAGUUUUGUCUUCGUGAACUUGUUGUGUCUCUAAGAAAGUCUCGGAUAUCAUUUUCGGAAUCUCAAUUUUCUGAAGACGAUAAGAAAACAUACUCAAUGUAUUCACAAUCGCCAUCACAUUAUGAUCGUACAAGUACUUACAUAUCUAGCCAAGACACUUGUAAUAUUCUACAGCAUAAAACAAUGGGUUUAAAAUUUUGUAACAAUGGUGCAUUAUUGUGGUUUAAUAGUCCGCCAAAAAGGAAAUCCGAUAUUUUUCCAUCUAUUUCUCUACAAAAAAUUGAUAGUGCAAAUCACACUCCCCUACAAAAGCUUCAACCUUACUGGUUUAGUAAUAAAAAUUCUCCAACUGAUGGAAGUAGUCGAAGCUCAAAAAGUUAUAGAAAAGACAAGCUAGAUAAACCAAUAGUUUCAAUUUAUGAUGUGUCAAGUUUAUUUUCAAUAAAUAAGGAUUUAGCAUCAAAAUAUGAACUAGAUGUAUCUAAUGUUUUCAGUACUUGUUUGAAAAAUGCUUGGAUCACAAAUGGCUUUAAAAGAAAAGAUUUAGUUCAAACUUGGACACUGGCUGCAUAUGCCUGCAAUACAAAAUGUAAUGUAAAAAAAAAAGUUACAUCGUCCAUUGACCAAAUUAAUAAUUGGAGAAAUCAUCCGUUCACCAUUGAUAUGAUUGAUUCAUUAAUCUCUCAUUAUGCCGGUCAUUCUGAUUAUCAAACCGCUGCUCUAUUAUGUUGUGUGUUUAAUCCAAAUCCGGCUUUAAAAAAUAUUGAACAGGAUAGGACACCUACACCCGUGUAUACACGCUCAAAUAGUCUGUCAGAAGGUUUCACUUUUUCUAGGGGACAAGAAGAAUCGACCGAAUGUUAUGAAAUUUCUGAUCAAGGAUUACUGUUAGAGGAUUCUGAUGCCCAGAAAAAUGUGCAUUAUGAUGUAUACAAAAAAAUAUACAUGGACGUAUUAGAUAAUUUAGGUUUACUAGAUCAGCAAACAAGUGUUAAAAAAUUUUUGAAACAACAAACUCAAAAGAGUAGUGCAUUUUUUUUCAAAUUCAUUGUUGAAUGUUUAAAAUGUAAUGACUCAGUUAAAGAUGGAUACUGUCUUCAGUGUCAACAGUUUAGUCUGAAGUGUACGUUAUGUAAUUCUACUGUAAGAGGUGCAGCUCAUGUUUGUCUAAAAUGUGGACAUGGUGGUCAUGCUAAUCAUUUGAUUCAAUGGUUUAGUAAAGAAUCUUUAUGUGCUGUAAAUUGUGGAUGUUAUUGUUUAUUUGAAACAAUGUCUAUACUUCAUAUUAAAAAAUAUGACUCUAAAGAAGAUUGAAGAUAUUUUCCAAUUUUCAAAGUUUUCAUUAAACUGAUGUUUUUAUAGUUCCUCUUUGUUCUGUUUCAGAAACAAAGAUAAUCGCAUUUCAAUUUAUUAUGUUAUUUAAAAAUAUAUAAGGCUUAUAAUGGGUAUCUUUGUAUUUAAAAUAUAAGAAAAAGUCUGUUAACUAAUUUAAUUGUUGAAACCAAAUAUACCUAUGUUUAUUUUU
Messenger RNA from Acyrthosiphon pisum (pea aphid), 3596 nucleotides. RefSeq names its product WD repeat domain 59 (gene Wdr59). The transcript has 3 exons. Bases 626 to 3385 code for a protein of 919 amino acids. Gene Ontology annotation, biological process: positive regulation of TORC1 signaling; cellular response to amino acid starvation. Gene Ontology annotation, cellular component: Seh1-associated complex; vacuolar membrane. The record is from RefSeq and is a predicted model, not a curated record. NCBI's taxonomy places the organism in Eukaryota, Metazoa, Arthropoda, Insecta, Hemiptera, Aphididae. Gene Ontology annotation, molecular function: protein binding; signaling adaptor activity.